GCCUGCAGGGGAGGGCGAAUGCUCCAGGCAGGGGGCUGGCGGUGCCUGGAACACGGGGGCCACCCAGCUUCCACAACGCCUCUCCCGCGGCAGCGAGGGCGCCUGGUUGGCCCCCAGGAGCUGGUCUGGGGCUUUCUCGCUAGUGCCUGGCCAAGCUCGGUCUGCGCCCCCCCGCCCAGCCUGAGAAUUACCUAGUGGUCCAGCGAGGAGAGGCGGAGCCUCCGCCGCCGCCGAAGCCCCCUCUGCUUCCUCAGAAAGCUGCUCCGCGGAGUUUGGCGGCUGUGGGCUGGAGGGGGGACCCGGGGCUAGGAAGGCGGGGGGUCUAGCUUCUCCCGCCGGGCUCGCUGUCCCCUGUGCACCGGGGAGGAGGCGAGCCCCUCCCCAGGAAGACUUGGGGCAUUGUCCCCCCCAGGCCCGGGCUGGGUGGAUGGCAGGCGGGGGAAGCCGCAGCGGGCGGGCGGUGCUGGUGGGGGGAAGGCAGCGCCUUGCCUCGGUCCAUUGCUGCCCCCUGAGCCGGCGCGGGGGGCUAUGAAGCACCAUGGUGUGGUGUGACCGUGGGGUCCAGAUGCUGCUGACCACGGUGGGAGCCUUCGCCGCCUUCAGCCUCAUGGCCAUCGCCAUCGGCACCGACUACUGGCUCUACUCCAGCGCCCACAUCUGCAACGGGACCAACCUCAGCAUGGAGGAGCCGCAGAGCCAGCCCCGCAAGGCGAAGGGGGACCUCACGCACUCCGGGCUCUGGCGGAUCUGCUGCCUGGAAGGAAUCUACAAAGGACAUUGCUUCCGAAUCAACCACUUCCCUGAGGACAAUGACUAUGACCAUGACAGCUCAGAAUAUCUUCUCCGUAUUGUCCGUGCCUCCAGUGUAUUCCCCAUCCUAAGCACAAUAUUGCUAUUACUGGGAGGACUCUGUGUCGGAGCAGGAAGGAUUUACAACAGCAAAAACAACAUUAUCCUCAGUGCUGGGAUUCUGUUUGUUGCAGCAGGACUAAGUAAUAUCAUAGGGAUCAUUGUCUAUAUAUCCAGCAAUGCAGGUGACCCAAGUGACAAGCGAGAUGAGGACAAAAAGAACCAUUACAACUACGGCUGGUCUUUUUACUUCGGAGCUUUGUCUUUUAUUGUGGCUGAAACCAUAGGAGUAUUGGCAGUGAACAUUUACAUUGAGAAAAACAAAGAGUUGAGAUUUAAAACCAAGAGGGAAUUCCUUAAGACUUCUUCCUCUUCCCCUUAUGCCAGGAUGCCAAGCUAUAGAUACAGGAGGAGGAGAUCCAGAUCAAGCUCUCGAUCGACAGAGCCUUCUCCGUCUAGGGACGUUUCUCCAGUUGGCAUGAAGAUUGCCAGUUCCAUCCCUAUGAAUGAAAUUUCCAUGUACACUCUGUCCAGAGAGCCCUUGAAGGUUACAACUGCAGCCAGUUACCAUGCGGACCAAGAAGCCAGCUUUCUGCAGGUCCACAACUUUCUUCAGAAGGAAUUUAAAGAAGGACUCCACAUCAAUAUGGUUAACAGGAGAACGACACCUGUCUGAAGGGUUUGCUUUCUCUCUCUUUCUUUUUCAAAGUGUCAAAACAGAAUAGAGCCUUCAAAAAAGAGAAGGAGCCAUUUAAAAUCCUUCUCAAAACAGGACAUGUGCUAGGGUAGCAAACGGAGACCUUGGAAUACUGGAAUGGCCUAAAGAUAUUGUACAUUCAUAGCUGUUUUAAAAGCUAUUCGGAGUUUGUUUCAUUAAAGUUCCCGAUGUCACAAGAAAGUGAAAGCAACUCACGUCCCUGCAGUUUUGUAAUGUAUACAAUGUGUCAGAGAAACUGGAAAAGAGUUAGUUACCAGGACGUUUUAAAGAAUUACAGAAGAAUUGCAAUGUGAUUUUUUUUAAAUAAAGUCUCUUAAAAUAAUCAUAAUUCAUGGCCAAGUCCAAAGCUUAUCACAAACGGAGCCUAAUGCAGCUCUUCAAAACUACGAUCCAGUUUCCUUUCAUACAGGGGAGAGAGAGCAGAGGUCUGUCUCAGAAGCAACUGCCUCCUCGAGAAAAUAAAAUCUAGAAGGCAAAACUAUUUGCAGCCAUCUUGUGCUAAUUGAACUGUAGCACACCAAUGUACGGCAUGUUGCAGCAUUCUACAGUGGGCGAGCUACAAGGGUCAGUACUGCCUCCACUGUUAGCUCCUUGUGCACUAGAACCAAGGAGCUGAUGGAGCCAAUGCAGAUGAAGCAGUGAGCAUAGGGUGGAUGCAUUCUAAAAUAAUGAAAUGGUGCGGAGUUAAAGCGGAAGCUGCUCAAACGUAUUUGCAAAUAUCAUUUCUUGCCUAAAGUUUAGAACACUUGAAUCGUCUCAUUGCUAAUAGACCUAGUGCCUGAUCCUGCCAGGUGCUGAGUGCUUCCUGCAUGUACAGGGUGCACCAUACCUCUCAGGAUCAGUUUCCUAUACGCUACGUGUUGCAGGAACAGGAAACAGAGCUGGGUCUGUAGGAACCAAUACCUGUGAAAUUGAAGAUUCCACAAGGGUUGCACAUUACUUUUUUUCCUUGACGCUUCACAAGUGCAACACUAAUGCUAGCGCAAGUUAAGGUAUCUAGGCUACGUGUGUAAGAAAAGGGAAAGCUAAUCUACUGAUCCAAUCUACUAUUCAGAGUGGUGAACAUUUCUGCAAAAUGCAGACUUAUAGGUCAUGUAAUGACAAUUUUAAAAGAUAGAACAAAAAUAAUUGCAGUUUACUAGAUAUUUAUUAAACUUUUUAUCAUGAAAAAGCACCACGGGGUGCAAGUUGCAGUUGUUUUUAUGCUGAAACUGUGGUUCAAAGAAAUGUAAUUUAUUCUGGAAUGAUGGAAUUCACUAAGUGCAGAGAGGCCCACAGGACCCUGUACGUAACUUACGGUGGGGAAAAACGUGGAUUUGUGGGUUUGAGGGGGUUGUUAUUUGCUUCUUUAUGAUUUUUCUAAAAAGGGCUGAAAUAUUUUCUUUUAAAUUCCUAUUUCAUUUUUACAUGAGACCAGUGUGUCCCACUUCUCAGGGAGGUGGAUUAACUACGCCGACAGAAGAGUUCUCUCCCGUCGGCAUACAGCGUCUUCGUUAAAGCACUGCAUCGGCGCAGCUGCACCAAUGCAAGCGUUUUAAGUGUAGAGUUGACCCUAGGUCUUGUCUGCCCUGAAAACUCUAUGGUGAAUGGUGGACUGGUGAAAUAACAUCACAAGAGCCAAGACUGAAAAAGUUAAACAACUGAGGGUUGGAGUCCGCAGCCAGCUUGUUUAAAAUGCUUUGUUUGUGAAUCCCUACUUAACGUCCAUGACUAAGUGAUAUUUUACGUAAAGGAUGUCUUUGUUAAAGGUUGAACAUCCCUCAACCUUUCAAUUAGGGCACAAAAUUUCCCAGUACAUUUGAGCUGAGACCUACAAAACUCCAGUAGGAGCGGCCUUGGCAGUCCAAACUACAAGAAUAAAAAAUAAAAAACCAACAACAAAACCCACAAACAGCUCAGGCCGUCUCACACCAUCAUGAAGAAGGAAAAUCAGGUACAAUCCCAAUUUUUAAAGAAUCCUCUCCUUGUCCCCUUUAAAUCCCAUUUAGGCUUCAAUCGAGCAUUUAAACACAUGAUUAAUUUUGCAAGUAAUCCAAUUAAAGCAGAUCGGUGCAUUAAUUCCUCUUUAAGAGUUUAUGUGGCACUAAAACUCUGCUAGGAUCCUUGUUUAAGUCCUCUGUACUGGGGUGAAUUUCACCCUGAGAGCUGACUAGAAUGGAAUGUAGGGAAUUCUAAGGCAUUAAGGGGAAAGAAAUUAAUAGCUUUUUUAAUUUUUCAAAUGCUGAUUUGAACAGGAGGGAAAAUUCUUAUCUACUUUCCAAUACAGAACUUUUUGAGGAAGAGGGAUGGGUGGGAGUAGGUGAAGUUAUUAAACAUCUUGAACAGAAUUUUUUACAUAAAUCUUUAUGCUUUCAAACAAUAAAUUUCCUACCUUUUUGAGAUUUCUUAAUAAUUAAAAUCAUUUUAUUAGCUAUGAUAGAGGUAGAAAAUCACAUUAAAGAAAAGCAUUCUGUCUCAAUGUGUCAUACUAAGUGCUUAUUAAUUUACACAUAUUAUAGUCAAUGUAUUUCCAAGUGCAAUUCCCCAGAAUUUUUUCCUAUUGUGUUAAUAAAGUAAGAGUUAGACAUUAGUCCUCAUUUGUGUUUGCUGUAGUUUAAAAAAAUCAUUCCCUUUCAAAUCAAGAGUUAGAUGUAGGUUGUCUUUCUAAACUCAUGGCCAUUGAAAAGAAAGCUGACAGUGUGAAGGUCGUUUUUGGUGUGUUUGUUUCCUUUAAAUUACCUUCUUUCAGUGACUGUUUGGAAACAAAAACUGAUUCAGGUUGAAGUAUGAGCCCUUUUCUAAUGUGAGGGUCAAGCUUGCAGAACCACACAUGUAUAUUUGUACAGUACAGCUACACCUGGUCCACAGAACCCCUCAGCUUCAGGGGCACUUCUUAGCAACUCGGCUGUCCUAACUUUUGUUUUUAUACAGAUCAUUUUCCCUUAGAACCUAAGCUCUUGUGGCAAUUUCUGGCAUUAUUUAGAUCUCCAUUCUCUAAGCACGGGGCAUUGAGCUCCAGGAGCAUGUAGCCCUGGAAUUUUUUGGGUCAUAAUCUGCAACCCAUAUUCACACUGAGUAGAGUGGUUUGGAAAAUGGAAUUUUCAACAUGGGGACACUUUGGUGGGAUAUGUAGUCUGGCAAGAGAGGAAGGCCCACAGGGCAGAAUAGGGACACGAACAACCUGGGACUCCAACUCCCAUGAGUCACUAGGGUGUAUCAGGCAGAUGUAGAGAUAUAUUAAUGUUUCUCUUUGGGUCAAACUGAAAUAAAGAUUUCAUAUAAUUUUCCUCCAAUGAAAAACAGCCAAAGCCAAAUUUUUUCCUGAGAAAAAUGUUGAUUAAGGGUUUGGAACAGCUUCCAUAUAAGAAGAGGUUGAAAAGACUGGGACUAGUCAGUUUAGAAAAGAGAUGACCAAAGUUGGAAGGGAUAUGA
Molecule: messenger RNA, 4978 nt
Organism: Chrysemys picta bellii (western painted turtle)
Lineage: Eukaryota; Metazoa; Chordata; Testudines; Emydidae
Gene: CACNG4
Product: calcium voltage-gated channel auxiliary subunit gamma 4
Biological process (GO): positive regulation of synaptic transmission, glutamatergic; postsynaptic neurotransmitter receptor diffusion trapping; transmission of nerve impulse
Cellular component (GO): voltage-gated calcium channel complex; postsynaptic density membrane; AMPA glutamate receptor complex
Molecular function (GO): channel regulator activity; voltage-gated calcium channel activity
Source: RefSeq, a predicted model, not a curated record